ACGAUGAAUCAUGCAAAAGACAAUAUUUAUUUGAUUUAUUUAUCACUUAAAUUAUUAUGAAGACAGCACAGCCAAAGAAUUGUUUUGUAUAAACAUGUCAAUUGAAUUUUAAAUAAGUUGGAAUCAUCGAUAUAUGGAUGUUGAUAUUUUUUUCUUCUGGGAAUAAUAUAUAUGCAAGUGUCGAGGUGACUUCCAUUGUCUUCAUAAUUAAUGUAAUGCACAUACUCCUUUUAGCAUUACAACAACACCUAUAUUUUGUUUUUUGUUUUUUUAUUCUUCAAACUUUUUUCUUCGUAUUCUUCGUGUUCUUAUCUUGAAUCUUGAUCGAAAGACUUUAUUUCAAAUCGCGGCAAGUUUUGAUCGAGAAAAGCUUCUUUUUGUUUCAUUUUUUGAUCAAGAUGGGUUGUAACCAAGAAAUGGUUUACAAUCUAAAAAUUAGAGAAUUUGGUGGUUCACAACAACCAUGGCAAGUUGCUAUUUUACCAUCAGAAAUCAUUAACCAGCAAGAACCAGAAGAUCAACCGCAACAACAACAACAUCAUCAACAACAACAACAACAGCAACAACGGAUGAUAUGUUACCGACAACAAACUCCAUCUUGUAGUAAAACAAUCAUGGAACAAAUUGGAUCACCAGCUUCUGCACUUUUAGCGACGGAAAGAUAUUUAGGGUUUUCUCAAAAUGGUGUUCAUAGAUCUUUUAAUGAAGAAACAGAUGUUUCUUCUGCACCCCAGACGAAAUCUAGUUAUUUUAUGCACCCCAAUAUUGAAACUAGGUACUUCAGUUCUUAUGAUAGAUCAUCAUACAAGAUGACGGUCGUUAAUCAAUCUGAAAAAGAUCAGAUUAGGGAGCUAAAGAGAAAAUUACUUGAAGAAUCUGAUGUUUCUGAUUGGAGACAAUCACCACCCGCUAUUUGUUACAAUGGAAAUCCGGAUCCUGUUGCACAAUUAGGUCAUUCUAGACCACCUUCGGCUCCACUUUCGUUUAACAAUACAAAUCCUGUUAGUGUUGUCCCGAGUAAAACACGAAUCAGAUGGACUCAAGAUCUCCAUGAUCGGUUUGUGGAGUGUGUGAAUUGCUUAGGCGGUGCUGAAAAGGCGACGCCAAAGGCGAUACUGAAACUGAUGGACUCAGAAGGGUUAACAAUUUUUCAUGUGAAAAGUCAUUUACAGAAAUAUAGAAUAGCAAAAUACUUACCAGAAUCUGCAAAAGGAAAUUCUGAGAAGAGAACUAGUAUCGAUACCAUGUCACAAAUCGAAAAUAUAACAGGCAUGCAAUUUAAGGAUGCACUACAAAUGCAACUUGCUGUACAAAGGCAACUUCAUGAACAAUUAGAGAUUCAAAGGAGCUUACAAAUGAGAAUAGAAGAACAAGCGAAGCAACUAAAGAGGUUGUUUGAUCAACAUCAACCACCGAAAGCUAACAAGUCAUCUUCACCCAAUGAUUGCCAUCACUCCAUGAAUCUCGAUGAUGAUGAGAUUUUGAAUUUAGAAGAUGAUACUGAAAGCGCUCUUUUCCCUUCGAAAAUAAGCUAGAUCGAUUUCCAUUAAGAAAACUCUACCGUUUGAUGAAAUAUCCAUUUGUGUUCAAGAGUUAUGGGAAAUGCAUCAUUCCCAUUUAGAUGAUCAAGAAAUGGAAAGGUUGUAGAUGAUCAGACAAGAGCUUUUUGUGAAUGGACUACUUAAUCUUGAAUGUAAAAUGUGUGUGUUUAUACUUGAUGACUAUAUAUUGUUAUCUUGUGUACAAAUAAGAUAUGACAAUCAAUAUGUAGGAACUAGGUUCACUUUUUAUAAAA
This is a messenger RNA of Helianthus annuus (common sunflower), 1795 nucleotides long. Its product is annotated as protein PHOSPHATE STARVATION RESPONSE 1. Gene Ontology annotation, molecular function: DNA-binding transcription factor activity; DNA binding. The record is from RefSeq and is a predicted model, not a curated record. The coding region runs from base 399 to 1535 and encodes 378 amino acids. Lineage: Eukaryota; Viridiplantae; Streptophyta; Magnoliopsida; Asterales; Asteraceae. The transcript has 7 exons.